Molecule: messenger RNA, 387 nt
Organism: Physella acuta
Lineage: Eukaryota; Metazoa; Mollusca; Gastropoda; Physidae
Product: carboxyl-terminal PDZ ligand of neuronal nitric oxide synthase protein-like
Molecular function (GO): nitric-oxide synthase binding
Source: RefSeq, a predicted model, not a curated record
AUGUCACGCAUCAUUUGGCUCAAGUUCAAGGACAUCUGCAAUAAUAAACAAACAAAAUAUAUCGGGACACUGGACGUACCCAGGCCCAGCAGUCGGGUGGAGAUCGUGGCGGCCAUGAGGAGGAUUAGGUAUGAGUUCAAGGCCAAAGCUAUCAAGAAGAAAAAAGUCAUCCUGACCGUGUCAGUUGAAGGGGUCAAGGUUACUCUUCGUAAGAAAAAGAAAUCCAACUGGUCACUAGAGGAAAGCCGGCUACUGGUGAUGCACCACCCCAUUUAUAGAAUUUUCUAUGUUUCACACGACUCCCAAGACCUAAAGAUCUGGAGCUACAUAGCACGUGACGGCCCCACUAAUGUCUUCAAGUGUAACGUCUUUAAAGCUUACAAGAAG